Messenger RNA from Aspergillus nidulans FGSC A4, 1621 nucleotides. RefSeq names its product glycine decarboxylase subunit T. Gene Ontology annotation, biological process: glycine catabolic process. The record is from RefSeq and is a predicted model, not a curated record. The coding region runs from base 1 to 1443 and encodes 480 amino acids. The transcript has 2 exons. Gene Ontology annotation, cellular component: mitochondrion; glycine cleavage complex. Gene Ontology annotation, molecular function: aminomethyltransferase activity. NCBI's taxonomy places the organism in Eukaryota, Fungi, Ascomycota, Eurotiomycetes, Eurotiales, Aspergillaceae.
AUGUCUGCUUUACGACCCCUUCGACGAGGAAUUCACCUUCUUGGAGCAAGAUCCGUUGCCCAACUGGCCCCUGUUGGCGUCAAUGGAGCUUUGACUCUCCCGCAGCUUGCUUCUCCGCACGUUCGCUGCGCUCUCCGCUCUCCGGCUUCUGGACGUUUGAUUGCCCGCAACCUUCCAGUUGCCAAUGGCGUGAGAUAUGCCUCAUCUGCAGCUAGCCCUGGCUCUCUGCGAAAGACACAACUCUAUGACUUGCAUAUUGCUAAAGGUGCAAAAAUGGUGCCCUUUGCGGGGUAUUCUAUGCCCCUCCAGUACUCCGAUCUCAGCCAUGUUGAGAGCCACAAGUGGACGAGAGAGAAGGCGAGCUUGUUCGAUGUGAGCCAUAUGGUCCAGCAUCGGUUAAGUGGCCCAGGCGCGCUAGACCUGCUCAUGAAAGUGACACCAUCGUCUCUAGACAAGCUCGAAAACAACUCCUCCACCCUGUCAUGCCUCCUUGAACCCGGAACUGGUGGUAUCGUUGAUGACACUGUCAUAACACGCUUAUCGACGGACACCUUUUAUUUCGUCACCAACGCUGGCCGCCGCGACGAGGACCUCGCCUUCCUCACCGCCGAAAUCGAUGCCUUCAAAGCUGCCCAUGGCGCCGAAAAGGAAAUCACCUGGGAGAUUCUCUCUGACCACUCCCUCAUAGCUCUCCAGGGUCCCGAAGCUGCUGCCACUCUGCAACCACUCAUCCAUAAUAACGGCGCAGACUCCGAUCUAAGCACCCUCUAUUUCGGCAACUGCCGCUCUCUCCAUCUCAAUCUCCCUGACGGCACGCAGACCCAAGAACCGCUUCUAAUUUCCCGCACCGGCUACACAGGCGAGGAUGGCUUCGAGAUUUCCAUUCCUCCGUCCGUCUCCCCAUCAACAAUUACCGAGCUUCUCCUCCAGAACCCUUCCGUUCGCCUCGCCGGCCUCGCAGCCCGCGACUCCCUCCGCCUCGAAGCUGGAAUGUGCCUUUACGGCCACGACAUCUCAACUGCCCAGACCCCCCCUGCCGCAGCGCUAGGCUGGAUCGUUGGCAGAGACCGCCGCGACCCUUCCGCUUCCUCGGACCGAUCACAGUUCAAUGGGGCCGCAACAAUCCUUCCACAGCUUGCUUCUCCGUCUAAGAACCUCUCUCAACGCCGCGUUGGGUUCACGAUUGAAAAGGGCUCACCUGCGCGUGAGGGUGCUGUCAUUAUCGACUUGAACGAUGAGUCUAAGACUCAGAUUGGCGUUAUCACUUCUGGGUUGCCGAGUCCAUCGCUUGGUGGAACGAAUAUUGCUAUGGGGUAUAUAAAGCAGGGAUUGCAUAAGAAAGGGACGGAGGUUGGGGUCGUAGUUAGAAAUAAGGUGAGGAAAGCGACGGUUGUUGGGAUGCCGUGGGUGGAGAGUAAGUUUUACCGCAAGCCAUCAGCAUGAGUCUUUACCCCUUUUCUUUCUUCUGUUAUCGUUGUUUGUCGGAAAAUAGGUUCCUGUUAUGGCGGUGUUGGCUGUGCUCUUCAACAGUAACGGCGUGACUUUUAUCUCUUAGAGACAAUUCUCUGUAUAUGCAUAUCUUAGGUAGAUAUAUAAUACAAUCACGGCCCCUGCCGAGAUC